AUGGCAUAUUCAGCGCUGAUCAUCCCAUCGGCUGCCGUCUUUCUGUAUCUUCUUCUGGCAUACUACCUGGCGGGAGAUCCCCGGCUUGUUCCACACACCAUCCAGCAAGCGCGGAACGUUCUCCUUGUCACGGCACAUCCCGAUGACGAGACUCUGUUCUUUAGCCCAACUAUUCUUCACGGCCGCAACAACCCGGACGUCACCCGUUCCUUGUUGGUAUUAUCGACAGGCGAAGGCGACUAUCAUGGCCAAGGAGAUAUCCGCAAAGGGGAGAUCGAACGCAGUUGCGCGGCUCUCGGCAUCCCCUCCGAUCGCUGUGUCGUCCUCGAGCAUGGUGCAUUACAGGAUAACCCAAAGAAGUGGUGGCGCCAGGAUGUCAUCCAGGAUAUAGUGGCUCAUUACGUUCACAUGUGGAAAGUGGAUCUAAAGAUCUAUACUUUCGACGAUGGUGGAGUAUCCGGCCAUAUCAACCAUAGGGCCGUCAGUGCCGGAGUUCGGUACGUCGACCAUACAUCACCACUGCGAAAAAGUCUGACUGUGAGUAGGAAAUAUGCAGAGAGCUUUCCGCAUGCCCCGCCGGUCUACGCGCUACAGAGUACAUUCCUCCUGCGCAAGUACUCGUCGCUUAUUGAUCUGAUCUUGACAUCAGUGCCAUUCUCAUGGCGCAUCGGAGCAGCGGUCUUGACAGCCCCACCGGUGCCCACAGAGCACGAUACAUAUGGAAAUAAAGCGCUGCUGGUAAGCCCGUGGCAGACCUAUCUUACUGCGCGAACAGCAUUCAGUCAGCAUGAUAGUCAGUACUCGUGGGAUCGCGUGCUGUACUUGGUAGUGAGCCGUUAUAUGUGGUUCAAUAAUCUAUACCGGAUAGCCUAA
Aspergillus niger is the source of this 873-nucleotide messenger RNA. RefSeq lists its product as uncharacterized. Gene Ontology annotation, biological process: GPI anchor biosynthetic process. Lineage: Eukaryota; Fungi; Ascomycota; Eurotiomycetes; Eurotiales; Aspergillaceae. The record is from RefSeq and is a predicted model, not a curated record. Gene Ontology annotation, cellular component: endoplasmic reticulum. Gene Ontology annotation, molecular function: N-acetylglucosaminylphosphatidylinositol deacetylase activity. Bases 1 to 873 code for a protein of 290 amino acids. The transcript is spliced from 3 exons.